CCCUCACUGCACCAAAAACAUUAAACACAUUGCAUGAAAGCAAUAAACUGAGAAAAUGGAGAAGAAAGUUUGCUUUAGAGUAACCCAUCUAGUACUAGUCUUCCUUUUCAUGGUUGUGAUUGGUUUUACAAUGGUUGAAGCUCAAAAGUGCAAGCCAAGUGGCAAACUCAAGGGGAAGAAACCACCCAAAAACGAGUGCGGGGACGAAUGCUGUGAAGCCGGCAAGUUUUACCCCACUUACAAGUGUUCACCACCCGUGUCGCGGCGUACAAAGGCAAUUCUGACCAUUAACAACUUUGAGAAGGGUGGAGAUGGCGGCGCACCUUCUGAAUGUGACGGCAAGUUCCACUCCAACAAAACACCAGUGGUUGCUCUAUCCACAGGAUGGUUCAAUAAGAUGAAAAGGUGCCACAAGAACAUCACCAUCCAUGCAAAGGGAAAGAGUGUGGCGGCAAUGGUGGUGGAUGAGUGUGACUCGACUGUUGGGUGUGACUCCGUUCAUGCAUACCAGCCGCCGUGCCCCAAUAAUAUUGUUGAUGGUUCCGAAGCAGUUUGGAAAGCUUUGGGAGUCCCUAAAAAAGACUGGGGAUGGAUGGAGAUCUACUGGUCUGAAUGAUUUCUAUUUACUUUUUUGUGAUGUUGCAUAGCUACUGCAAUAAGUCUUGUUUAUGUGUUACAAAUGCUUUCUGCAAUAAAUUGCUGUUCAGUUUCCACAAAAUACAAGAAAAAACA
Molecule: messenger RNA, 732 nt
Organism: Cornus florida
Lineage: Eukaryota; Viridiplantae; Streptophyta; Magnoliopsida; Cornales; Cornaceae
Product: putative ripening-related protein 2
Exons: 1
Coding region: 56-616 (186 amino acids)
Source: RefSeq, a predicted model, not a curated record